Messenger RNA from Cynara cardunculus var. scolymus (artichoke), 857 nucleotides. RefSeq lists its product as uncharacterized. The record is from RefSeq and is a predicted model, not a curated record. The transcript is spliced from 4 exons. The coding region runs from base 247 to 534 and encodes 95 amino acids. NCBI's taxonomy places the organism in Eukaryota, Viridiplantae, Streptophyta, Magnoliopsida, Asterales, Asteraceae.
AGAAGAUCAUCGUCAUUUGCCCUUUUGCUGCUUGGCUGAUUCGCUUCCCUUGCCUGAGUUGCUACACGCUCCUCUCUCUAGUAACUGCCUUCCCACUGUCAACCCGCCAUUAGUGCUCUCUUACAGCCUCCUUUACCCUCGUGGGUACAUUCUGAUCUCAAGCUAUCUCUAUACCUUGUUUGGAAGGAAUCACCAAUCUCUGAGUUCUACAAGAAGUUUCUUAUCCCAAAAUUGAUCAUCUAAGGAAUGGCAAGUCAAGAGAAUGUGAAGCAUCUUGAGGACUGCUCUGUUUCCAACGCAUUGGGGACGUGGGUGUUUUCUGUGGCAGGUGCUUUGAUUGCGAUACCCGUAGGAAUAAAGCGGAAAUCACUUGCACCACUUGUGUUUUUCGGGACUACGGGUACAAUGGUUGAUAUAAUUAUGGGAGUCAGUGCCUGCGAAAGAGAACAUGCGGAACGCCAAAUGAAGAUUCUAGAAGAACAAAAUGCUGCUUCUGUUGCUGCUGUUGAUGUUGCUUCAGAUGAUGUUAUCUAAAGCCUUAAUAAUCAAAGUUUAUGAACUCUCUUGCUCCAAAAAUGAUUUUGAGACCAACUUCCCCUUAAUUAAUUACUUUUGUUUUUGCUUUUGGUUCUUAAAAUAUUUCGAUCGUUCUGUAGAAUAAGUGGAAGGUCUAAGAUUUGACUCGAGACAUCAUCGAUGUCUCUGGGGCAUGUGAUUUACCUCUUAUACGAUGGUUGUGAAAUCACUACGGUGAGAGCGUUUUAGGGAGUGGUGUCGUACAUCUUUUUGGUAGAAUAUUUCAUCAUUUGUGACCUCUCCUAGACUAUCUAAAACAUCCACCAUUAUUUGUUUAUGUA